Molecule: messenger RNA, 802 nt
Organism: Cuscuta epithymum
Lineage: Eukaryota; Viridiplantae; Streptophyta; Magnoliopsida; Solanales; Convolvulaceae
Source: the annotation of a GenBank genome assembly
GUGCAAACACUCUGGAACCGUGGAACUAAAUACGUAGUAAGAAACUAGAAAUGGAGUGGGCAAUAUCCGCCGUGAACAAGGCAGCGAGUAGCAACACGGUGGUAAACGUAUUUCUGUUGAGCGUUUUCGGGGGUCUGAGUGCAAGGUCGUUUAAGCAGCAGAAGGAUAUCGAGGCGUUGGAGGCAGAGAAGAACUCUAUUGUUAAUUCCAACAAGGAAAUGAGGAAGACCAUGUGGGAAUGGAGGCAGCAGCUCUACGCGGAUGCCGAGGCGCUUUCCUCUCAAUCCAUCGUUCCCCUCUCCAAACUCAAAUCCAUUUUCGGAGAUAAGGAAACCGCCGCCCCUAAUGCCCUCACCUUCCCUUCUUCAGAUGGAAAUGAGAAAAUGCCAAAUUCAAGAAUUAUCAUCUGAAUGCUGUGUUUGGGUGAAUUAAUGGUAACGCCAGUACAGAGCCACUACUCUAGUAGUAUUUUUGUUGGAUUAUUAUUACUUAAGGUAUAACGGAUCUCUACUCGCAUAUUUUUGUUCGAUAAUGGCAUAGUAGAAAAUAGUAUAGCAGCAUGGGCUCGUGUAGCAAGUGAAUGCUGUGUCUAUUGUUCUUGGAGUGUCAUCAUGUAACAUGGAGAUGCAAAUGCCAGAGAUAUUAUAAAUUUAAUAACAAUGCCAUCCGAUAAAUUUUAUCGGAUGACAAAGUUUUUUGGGACUGAGGUAGUAAUAAAUUUAAGGUCCGAAAUUUUAUAUUGGUUGAUUUAUAAUGACUUUUGUUUGUACUUCAAUAAGAGCAAUUUAUUUUCAUUGCAUUA